GGGCGCUGCGGCGGCUGGGGCGCUUUUCGGCGGCGGAGCGCGCGUACCGGCGUGUGCUGCGGCGGCCGCGGGGGACGCGGCAGGACGUGUCGGAGGGGGUGCUUGGGGCGGCGGUGAUGAUGUUGCGGCAGGGGAAGAUUUCGAAGCAACGGCGGCUAUUGGAGGUAUGGAUUGCAAUGAGCCCCCAGGAUCCAAAAGCAGCGCAUCACCUUUUGCUGCCCCUCGACGGUCCAGAAAUGUCUGCCAUGCUAGCCAUGCUGGAUGUUCUUUUGAGUGACUUCCAGUUGAUGGAGUUGUGAUAUGUUGUGAUUGGGACCUUUUUCGAGGCUGGCCAUGGCGCUGUGGCUGCGUCCUUCAAACGGCUCAAGGAAGCGGGUGGAGCAACUACUAGGCCGUGCCGCCCGAGUGGCCAACCCGACGCUGCAGCCGUUGCUGGCAGAGUUGCUGGGCGAGGUUCCUCCGCUGCAUGCGCCGAAUGAGCUGUUGGCGCUGGCUGCGGCCAAUCGGUUUUUGGACGCGCCCCAGUGGCAGCUGCUGGAAGACAAGUGCAGUUUGCAUGGCUUGUUGCAGGCCUCGGACCCUCAACGCCUGCGCUUCUACUGGCCUGAGAGCUACCUGUGGUCGAUCGACCACCCGAUUCCCCCAGCUGCCGGUGGUCAAAGGCGGAGUUCGGACCUGACCAAGGAGGGAAAGACCGAAAUCCAAUUGACAG
Durusdinium trenchii is the source of this 712-nucleotide messenger RNA. NCBI's taxonomy places the organism in Eukaryota, Dinophyceae, Suessiales, Symbiodiniaceae. The record is from the annotation of a GenBank genome assembly.